Asterias rubens (European starfish) is the source of this 2144-nucleotide messenger RNA. RefSeq names its product ubiquitin-associated and SH3 domain-containing protein B-like. Gene Ontology annotation, molecular function: protein binding. Lineage: Eukaryota; Metazoa; Echinodermata; Asteroidea; Forcipulatida; Asteriidae. The record is from RefSeq and is a predicted model, not a curated record. The transcript is spliced from 13 exons. Bases 1 to 1974 code for a protein of 657 amino acids.
AUGGCGAGUGCAGCAGGAAUUAUCAACCAUCGGCGUACCAUUCGGCAGGCUAGUUUAAAAUCAGCAGCCAGCGCUAUGGAUAUUUUGAUGAGCAUGGGAUUUCCGAAACACAGGGUUGAGAAAGCAUUAGCAGCUACCGGGCACCAGGAUAUUCAGCUUGCGUCAGACUGGCUUCUUGAUCAUGUUGAUGACCCAAUGCUGGACGAGCCAUCACCGAGGGAGUAUGUCCUUUAUGCAUGUCCUGUCGGACCUCUUGGUGAAGAACUCGAUGAAUUCUGGACGAAGUCUCUUCAGCAUUGCGGGAGAAACGGAGCCCACAGUCUCCUGCCUCAUGUUACGUUGUGCUCAUUCUUUACCUGUGUAGACAGCAAUGUAGAGAUGUUAACGGCAGCUUUACAACAAGCCAUGGAGGAGCUUGAACAAACAGCUCCAGAGACGGUCACACUAGAACAUUACUCAUCGGCAAACUUCAUCGGGCUGUUUAUUGAGGAAACACACGCUGACUACAUGCGUAGAUUGACGGCGCAGUUCGCCACUGAGGCACUUAGAAAAGCAGGGGUGAAAGUUGACCCACACAAGAAGCAGCUUCACAUGACCUUAGCGUAUCAGUUUAAUACCUCACAUCACGACGUCUUAGAGAAACUGUCUAAGGAAGUAAGCAUCAACGCCGCAGCGAGAUGGGAACUCAGGCUGUAUUCACGAGACCCACGAGCUGCUAAGACAGAGGUUUUAAGGGUCCUUUACUCACACACACCGCGCGCAGAAGACGAACUGGAACUCAUUCCCGACGACUACAUCUUUAUGUCGGGUACAGACGCCAGAGGGAGUAAUGAUGGCUGGUAUAAGGGUACAUCCCACCAGACGGGUUUGAACGGAAUGUUUCCGGGUAAUUACACAGAAAAGGCACCGGAGUCAGACACAUGGACGGUACACAGAGUUAUUCCCCUCACAAAAUCCCUGAGCGCUAAUCAAGUCUUGAUCAACCUUGAUGACAAAGUUCCCAGUCCGCCCGCCCCUCCUGGAGCAGACGAACAUCGGUCCAGUCAGUACAAAUCACCAGAGGGACUCUUAAAACAGUCUCAGGAGGAGGAGUCCAAAUAUGCAAAUCUCUUCAAGUUGACCAAGACGCCGGCGCGAUCGAACAGCAUUCCCCUUGCCACAACGACGACGGAUCUUCACAAACAGCCAAGGCGUCUCUUUGUGAUUCGACAUGCAGAGAGAGUAGAUAUUACAUUCGGCCAGCAGUGGUUGCAGUACUCAUUUGAUACCGAGGGUAACUACCUCAAGAAAAAUAUAAACAUGCCAAAGAAAGUUCCGUUGCGUGCCGGAGGUCCGCCCUGUUUCAACAAGGACUCGCCUAUCACUGAGGUGGGACAAUUCCAGGCAAGGUUAACCGGCGAAAGUAUGAGGGAAAAUGGAAUAAAAAUAACUCACGUUUAUUCUUCACCCGCCCUGAGAUGUGUUCAGACGGCGCAGGCUAUCUUGCAAGGUCUGAAUUCUCCUGACUGUCAUAAGAUACGCAUCGAUACAUCUCUCUUUGAGUGGCUCGCUUGGUGUAAAGGCAUCCUCCCGAAAUGGCUGACACAUUCUGAGCUGACGGCGUUUGGUCUAAACGUUGACACUAACUAUAAGGAGCUGAUCUCAGCGAGUGAUCUCAAUCUACAGGAGAACUGUCAAUCUUACUAUAAGAGAGGAGAUGCAUUGUUGAGACGGGAGAUUAAGGAACAUCCAGAAGGUGAUAUUCUGAUUGUGGGUCAUGCCAGUAGUUUGGAUGGUUGCACACGGUAUCUACAGGGCCUAUCAGCGAGGCCUGCGUUAGAGUUCUCAAAGAUUGUACAGAAGGUUCCGUAUUGUGGGGCCAUCGCUCUUCAAGAAUAUAUCGACUUUGGAAUAUGGGACCUUAUAACUCCUCCGUUUCCCACACUUACUCAUGCACCAAAUGGGCGAUUUGACUGGCACAUUAUGCAAGGGUAACUCUACCACCCCCACUGACUGUACUCAAGAGAAUCAAGAGAAUUACAUGCUUGGAUCUGGCUGCCUAGUCAUGUAAGCUUAACUCUCUACUGGACCUUAAAGACAGUGUACACUAUUGGUAGGUGCUCAAAAUAAUUGUUAGCAUACAAACUUACUUGUUAGGGAUCAAU